Messenger RNA from Macrosteles quadrilineatus (aster leafhopper), 563 nucleotides. RefSeq lists its product as uncharacterized. Bases 61 to 507 code for a protein of 148 amino acids. Lineage: Eukaryota; Metazoa; Arthropoda; Insecta; Hemiptera; Cicadellidae. The record is from RefSeq and is a predicted model, not a curated record. Gene Ontology annotation, cellular component: respiratory chain complex IV; mitochondrion. The transcript has 2 exons.
CAUGACAACCGUCCAUGAGGAAAAUUAGUAUUUAUAAUCAAAUAUCGCUGUGCCUAAAUUAUGGAGAGUAGUACAAACAGAGUAGAUGGAGAGGAGGAGAAUGGAAGUGGAGAAACUGUACAGUUCCAGCGGAAAGAUGGAGUAGAGAAGGACGGAUAUAUCUGCUUCCCUGUGGAGGCUGAAGAGGAAGUAGUGGUGGAGGAGGAGAAGGAGAUAGAGGACGUUGAGCAUGAGUUCUCUACUUGUCCAGAAGAUCCUAGAUUCCAACAGACCAAUAGGACCAAGUGGUGUUACCGGAUGUACGUGGACUACCAGUCCUGUAGACACCUGUUGGGUGAGAAUGCUAAACAGUGUAACUACUUCUACCGCUGCUACAACUCAAUCUGUCCCAACGCUUGGAUCGAGAAAUGGGACGAGCAGAGAGAACAAGGGACAUUUCCUUGCGACACCACCAAGGACUGCCCCAACCUAAACGCUAAAUGCGAGGAGCAAAAACCUUGUCCUUAGAGUGUCUUUUGGGUGUUUCUGUAUGUUCACAAGUUAAAUAAAUAGGGUCUUCCUGU